AUGGUUCUACCAUACGUACACGUCUUUGGUGCAGCUGCCCUUGUCAGUGCUGUCACAGCAGUGAUUGUGUUGCUGUGUCUGCAUUUCUUCUACGUUGACCACCCAGCUAUCAAAGGUCUUCCAGAAAUCCCUGGCGGAGAACUACUCGCAGGUCAUCUGUACCAGUUGGGCGCCGACCAUGCGACCACCGCCGAAGAUUGGUCCAAAAAGUAUGGAUGGCCAGCGUUUCAGUUGCGGAUGGGACGGCGACGGGCUAUCAUGUUGAACUCUUUCCAGAGUGCCCAUGAGUUUCUGGUGAAGAACCAGUCGGCUACUUUGGAUCGUCCAUGGUUUUAUACGUUCCACGGACUAUUAUCGAAAACAUCAGCCGCAACGAUUGGUACCAGUCCCUGGGAUGAGAGAACCAAGAAACAGAGAAGGGUCAUUGGAUCCUACACGACUGGACCAUCAAUUCAGCAGCUCAGGUCGAUGCUUGACAUGGAGACGUGUGCUGUAGUGUCUAGCAUGUACUACAAGAGCAAUAGUGGCGAGUUUGAGCUGAUUCCUCACAUCUACCUGCAACGCCUGGCCUUGAAUCUCAUGAGCAUGUUCUGCUAUGGAACUAGGUUUUCCAAUGUUGACGACCCCACCCUGUUGCAGAUCCUUAAAGAUGCCAAAACCAUUGCCAGUUUUCGAUCAACAAACUCCAAUGCGCCGGACUUCAUUCCCCACCUCCGUUAUUUGAGCGGGAACAAUGGACGCCUAGACAUUGCCAAGGAAGUGCGAGGGCGACGUGACGUCUGGUUGGCCGCUAUGCUGGAAGGAGCUCGCCAAAACACUGGAAAGCAAUCGAUGGCCAAGCAAACGGUAGCAGAGAUGCUAUUGACGGAUAAGAAUGAAGGCUUGACUGAGCUUGACGUCAAGACUAUCCUCGGCGGCCUCAUGUCUGGCGGCUUCGAGACCACAUACUCAACUGCGAUUAUCGCACUGGGCGUUCUUUCACGCUAUGAAGGACAGGCGAUACAACAACGAGCGUACAAGGAGUUGCUCAGUGUCUAUGACAGCGUAGAAGAAGCGUUCGACAAGUGCGUGACUGAGGAGAAAUGUCCUUAUGUCAUGGGAAUCGUCAAGGAAUCACUUCGCUAUUUUCCUCCCUUGAAGUUACUGCCAGCCCGACAAACCUACAAGGACAUUGUCUAUCAGGGGGCAGUGAUUCCCAAAGGAGUAUUGAUAUACACUAACACUCAAGCAAUCUCGCGAGAUACCAGCGUCUACGGCGCCGAUGCCGGCCAGUUCAAACCAGAACGAUGGCUCACAGAAAAGUGUCAAAUCCCACCACCACUACACUUCGCCUUCGGCGCCGGAGCGCGGAUGUGCACCGCCGUGAAUUUCUCCAACCGAAUUCUGUAUGCCAUGACCUGUCGUCUGAUCCUGUCAUUCCGAUUCACGGAGAGCAAGACCAUGCCGGCCAACAUCGACUAUAUUGAUUACAAGAACGACCCUAGCGACUCGAAUGCGAUUGCCAAGGAAUUCAAGGUCAAGCUGACGGUGCGGGAUCGCGAGAGCCUUGAACGCUGCUUCCAGCGGUCUCAAGAGAUUGGGGCGGCAGCCACUGGGGGACUGCCGUAUGAGGCCCUUUUCAGGGGUUAG
Messenger RNA from Exophiala aquamarina CBS 119918, 1629 nucleotides. RefSeq lists its product as uncharacterized. The coding region runs from base 1 to 1629 and encodes 542 amino acids. NCBI's taxonomy places the organism in Eukaryota, Fungi, Ascomycota, Eurotiomycetes, Chaetothyriales, Herpotrichiellaceae. Gene Ontology annotation, molecular function: monooxygenase activity; heme binding; iron ion binding. The transcript is spliced from 5 exons. The record is from RefSeq and is a predicted model, not a curated record.